AUGUGGGCGGCUGAUGUGCAGAUUCAAGGGAAAGUGUUGAAAUUCAAACUUGAAACCGGUGCAGACGCUACUGCCAUUUCUGAAAGUGACCUGAAAGACUUGUUCCCAGGGGCACAAAUGCCUAUUCUCAAUAAGCCAGAGAAACCCUUGCUGGGUCCAGGAAAGAUUCAGCUAGAGGUAGCAGGCUAUGCAAAAAUGCAGCUGACUUACAAAGCCAAGCAGACGGAGGAGAAGGUCUACGUGGUGAAAAACCUGAGCGCACCUUUGUUCGGGCUACCGGCCAUUACUGCCCUGGGCCUACUCAUUCGAGUCGACAGCGUCACCAUGGACUCUUUAAAGGCAAUCUACCCAAAAUUGUGCAAGGGCCUAGGCGACAUCCGACGACCAUACCACAUCAAGCUCAAGCCAAAUGCUGUGCCAUUCUCUUUAAAGACUCCACGGAGAAUUCCCCUGCCUCUUAUGGGAAAGGUGAAAGAGGAACUCCAACGUAUGGAAGAGAUGGGGGUCAUCAGGCGUGUAGAAGAGCCUACAGAGUGGUGCGCUGGCAUCGUCGUUGUCCCAAAGAAGAACAGCCAGCGAUUACGCCUGUGUGUGGACUUCACGGGCUUGAACCAGUAUGUGUGUCGCGAGAAGUAUGUCCUGCCAUCAGUCGACCAGAGUUUAGGAAUGCUAGCAGGAGCCAGAGUGUUCAGUAAACUAGACGCGAACAUGGGAUUCUGGCAGAUUCCUUUAGCAGAGGAGUCAGCCAAAUACACAACAUUCAUAACACCUUUCGGACGAUACCACUUCCAGCGUCUCCCGUUUGGGAUAAACUCUGCCCCUGAGCACUUCCAGCGUGUCAUGGCAGAGGUCAUAGACGGACUGGACGGGGUGGUCUGCCACAUCGAUGAUCUGCUGGUGUGGGGAAAAAGACCAAGAGCAACACGACGCUCGUCUCCACGCCCUGCUGAAAAAGCUCGAGCAAGCAGGGGUGACUUUGAACACGGACAAGUGCGAGCUCUCCAGGAGUGAGGUGGUCUUCCUCGGGCACGUCAUCACCACGUCAGGCAUCAGACCCGAUCCAGAAAAGACAAAGGCCAUCAGGGACAUGAAAGAGCCUAUGACCGUGAUUGAGAUGAGGAGCUUCCUGGGGAUGGUAAACCAGGUGGGAAAAUUCAUACCCCAGCUGGCAGAGAAAGACAAAGCUCUCCGUGACCUUCUCUCAAAGAAGAACUGCUGGCUGUGGGGUGCUGACCAGGCGGCGUCUUUCAGGGCGCUGAAAGAAGCACUAACCUCUCCACCGGUCCUGGCCAUGUAUGACACAAGCAGGGACACCAAAGUAUCGGCAGACGCUUCAUCUUAUGGACUGGGGGGCGUGCUCCUCCAGAAAUGGGACAGCGAACGGAGGCCGGUAGCUUACGCAUCCCGUUCACUACUAUAGAGCAACGCUACGCGCAAGUCGAAAAGGAGGCCCUGGGUCUAACCUGGGCAUGUGAGCGCUUCCGGGACUUCCUGUUAGGAAAGCACUUCUGCCUAGAGACUGACCAUAAGCCGCUCCUGUCCUUACUAGGCGCACAAGCACUUGACCUUUUGCCCUCGAGGAUACAGCGCUUUAGAAUGAGGCUCAUGCGCUACUCCUAUGACAUUGUGCAUGUUCCGGGAAAGUCACUUUGGACGGCCGACACGUUGUCACGUUCACCCGUACAAGCACACAUGACUACAAAUGACACUGAGCUGAUGGAGAGCACGAACAUCUAUGUGGACUGCAUUGUCAACAACUUACCUGUCAGUCCCACAUUCAUGGACACACUCAAAGCACAGCUGGAGGCUGACAGUGUAUGCUCUCGUGUCAUGAAAAUGUGUGCAGACGGAUGGCCAGAGCAUGCAAAGCAGGAACCGCUCCUGAAACACUUUUGGCCCGAGCGGGCUACACUCACAGUACAAGAUGGACUUUUGCUGAAAGACACACGUCUAGUCAUUCCAGCAACCUUGCGGAACGACGUGCUGGACAGACUGCACGAGGGCCAUCAAGGAGUCGUGAAGUGCAAAGCACGUGCCUGUCAGACUGUGUGGUGGCCUGGGCUUGGACAACAAAUCACUGAGAUGGUGCUCAGAUGCAGAACAUGUCUACAAGAGCGCCGCAAUCACAGUGAGCCGCUCAUGCCGUCAGACUACCCCGAGCGCCCAUGGCAAAAGCUGGGGGCUGACCUUUUUGAACUGGAGGGAAAAACUUACCUACUAGUCUUUGAUUACCUCUCCAGGUACGUCGAAAUUGCCCUGCUGACACACACAAAAAGCAAUGAUGUGAUUAACCAUCUCAAAUCAAUAUUUGCUAGGCAUGGCAUUCCGGAAAUUCUCAUGUCUGACAACGGCCCUCAAUUCUCCAGCCAGGCGUUCGCUUCCUUCGCCACAGCAUAUGGGUUCAAACACCUAACCAGCAGCCCCAAAUUCGCACAGAGCAACGGCGAAGCUGAGCGCGCUGUACAGACAAUGAAGAAUCUUCUGAAGAAGGCAACUGACCCGUACAUGGCUCUUCUCGCAUACAGAGCCACACCUCUUCAAAAUGGAUACAGCCCGGCCCAGUUGCUCAUGGGUCGACGUCUCCGCACCACAGUGCCGACACAUCCUUCGGAGCUAUGCCCAGCACUGCCCGACCGCAGCAUGCUGGUCCAGAAAGAAAGGGAGAAGAGGACGUCAGACGCCGCAAACUUCAACAGACGACAUUGUGCAAAGCCACUCAGUAGCCUGUCACCAGGUCAGGAGGUGUGGAUAACUGACACAAAAACACCAGGGACGGUGAUCCAGAAUCACGCCUCACCGAGAUCUUACCUUGUGGAUGUGCCACACGGGGUGGUAAGGCGCAACCGCCUGCAUCUUAUACCACUCCAGUCUCCAUCACAAGAUGAGGCUGGACAGCAGCAACAGGAGCCACUGCCGGUCCUAGAGCAGGGUCACACACCACCUGCUUUAGGGUCCCCUGUUCCCUCUCCUGGGGUUUCCACCCCCAGAACCAGGUCUGGGAGAGCAAUUAAACAGCCCAUUAGACUGGACUUAUAA
Messenger RNA from Xyrichtys novacula (pearly razorfish), 3036 nucleotides. The record is from the annotation of a GenBank genome assembly. Lineage: Eukaryota; Metazoa; Chordata; Actinopteri; Labriformes; Labridae.